Eucalyptus grandis is the source of this 774-nucleotide messenger RNA. RefSeq lists its product as uncharacterized. The coding region runs from base 1 to 774 and encodes 257 amino acids. Lineage: Eukaryota; Viridiplantae; Streptophyta; Magnoliopsida; Myrtales; Myrtaceae. The transcript has a single exon. The record is from RefSeq and is a predicted model, not a curated record.
AUGACGUUAUUGGCCGAUCUCUCCAGCCAAGUCAAAAGCUUGACAUCUACUUCUUCUACCAUGAAUAUUCCUACCGCGCCCCCUGAAGUGCCGGUAGUAAAGCCCAUGGCAAAAGUGCCUGUGGAAGAGAUCCCCACUGCAAUCCCGAUAGUUAUCGAUCUAGAGCCUCCCUCUAAAGAGAUUCCAGCUUCGCACUUUGAUGAAGAAAAUGCAAGGCGCCUCGCAAAGAUUAAGGAGCGCCUUUGCAUGCUGCAAGGCUAUCAGUUCCAGGGGCUUGAUAAAUUGUCACCAUUUGCCAAAGUUACGGUCCCUAAAUUCUAUAAGGAGCCGGAGUUCACAAGAAAAUAUGACGGCAUUGGAUGUCCUAAGACACAUUUGAAGUACUACCUGGGCAAGAUGGCCCGUUAUUCAGAUAAUCCCCCACUCUUGAUCAAUUCAUUUCAGGACAGCCUAGUUGGUCCUGCGUUAACCUGGUUCAUAGAGUUGGACAUGGAGAAAAUCCGUACCUGGGAAGAUCUCGUUGAAGAAUUCCUCCAGCAAUACAAGUUUAAUACUGAAAUUGCUCCGACUCGAGAGGAAUUGGUUCGGGUCGAAAAAAGAAGAGAUGAAUCAUUUAGGGCCUACGCUCAAAGGUGGAGGGUCAUUGCGUCUCAAGUGAAACCGCCAUUGUCUGAGAAAGAGACCAUGAAAUUGCUACUUCAGGCUAUGCCCCGUGAUUUUUUUGAGAAGAUGUACAAUCAUACUUGUAUGAACUUUGCUACAUUUGUAGAGUAG